AUGCAAUAUUUUAUAAUAUUUUUUAUGUUUCUCAAAGUAACUGUAUGUGCGCAUGUGGGUAGCAGUUUAUUCCACAAUCAACUCACCAAAAUCUCAAAGUUCGAUUGUUGGAAUGAACGUGAUUUGGCCAAAUUAAGGGCUCGAAAGGUAUUCGAAGAAAUGAUACCGCCCAAUGUGGUUCCUGCCAAAAUAACCCAAAAAUACACUAAGAAUAUUCUUAGAUACUUCCGAAGAGCGUUUAAUUUGGUAAACAAGGCUGCGGAUACACAAACUAGCUUCAUACUUAAAGAAGCCCUUGCAGACAGUAUAGGUGCACACAUGAGAAGUGAAAUACUUCCCGCAGCUAGAUUUGCUUAUUAUGCUGGUUUCCUUCCAUACAGGAGAGUUCGCGAUCUACACAACUAUUAUGACAACAUUAAACUUUUUUUAAACACACAAGGAUUAGGUUGGAGAAAACCUAAUAAAGUCCCUGUAUGGAGUAAUCUUACUGUUGAAAAAAUCCAAAUAGGCUCUGGUCAAAUUUUCGACCCUUGUGUACUGUUGGUCAGUAAAAGAGAUACCAAUUCUUGCAUACACGUCCCACCUCCAAAAAUGGACGACCACUGUGAGCCUACAGCCGUGGCACUUCCGGUUAAAACUAACUCCCUACUUAGUUUGACAUCACCAAAAUCAGAAAACGCGGUAUUAAAAUAUUACACCGCAGCAUCACGAUGUCUCCUUAAACGUUCUCCUAAAGGUUGUCGCCACGCUGAUUUUGUCAGUUAUAAUAAUGAAAUUUGGCACUGGGUGAAAAGGGACGUUGCUCCGCAUCUAAUGGAUGAGAAAUUAUAUGCGGCCUAUGGUGGCAUAUUGAGGGUGGCUGCCGCUGCUCAAAGUUAUGGAAAAGGUAUUUCGAGACGCAAUUUGUUUACAUUCCAAGAGGCAGGUGUAUCAAAAUGGCAACCAUGGAAAGCAUUAAAAAACUCUUAUGUUUAUAUAAACGCUGACUGGACUCCAUACUGUUGCGUGGUAGGCAUUCUACUUAUAGGACUAGCAGUAUGUGUUAUACAAAUACUUUAUAGUUACCUUUUCGGUGACGAUGAUGGUUGUCAUUGUAGAGGUCGUCCCAAGAGCUCAACUGACUCCAAAGAUGUGGAAUACGCUAAAGUAGACUCAAACAUACCAGCCAUGCUUCCGCCACACAAAAAUAUCUUCUAUACUAUGGACCGUGCAAAACAUGCCAGCGUGUCUUCCAAAGUAAAAACCUCGUCAUUGAGUUCAGCUAAGACACAAAGGGUAUAUGAUUUGAAUGAGAACAAAGAAAAAAUGAUGGAUAUAAUUAUGAGCGAAAGCAGUGAUACGAGCGUGGAAUCAGCAGAUAAAAAUGAUGAUAGCGACAAUGUGAUCGAUGUUGGCUGUGUUGGUCGAUCAAAGAGUCCUCCAAAAAUAGAAACUUCGGUAGACGAAGUGAAAAUUUGCAAGGGGAGUGCUCGCCGUCCUGAGUAUUCGACCUCGGCCACUAGAUCAGGAAUUACAUAUCAGGAUCAAGCAACAGAAUCGGUGUGGUCUGGAUCUGAAAGAUCUUCUUCAGAUACCAUUACAACAGAUAGUUCAAAAUCAAGAUGCAGGAGGUCUAAAAGUUCUAGAGAUUUAGCAUGGGCUAGACGAGUUAUAUCUAAACAUUCCCUUACGAAAACUACAUCAGCUACCACCUUAGAUUGCCACUCGUUUACAACGCCACCUUCGCGGCGGUAA
Messenger RNA from Pieris macdunnoughi, 1734 nucleotides. NCBI's taxonomy places the organism in Eukaryota, Metazoa, Arthropoda, Insecta, Lepidoptera, Pieridae. The record is from the annotation of a GenBank genome assembly.